GAUGGCAUCCAUCAGAUGGGACUGAUGAGAGGAACGUCCCACUGCAGUUGAGGAACGCCCUGGAAGCCAUGAGGGAUAAAUCACAUCCUGUUCCACACAAAGACUUCCUCAACUGCCUCUACUAUCAAGCCAUCCAACCAUCCACUCAACAAGAUGCAGAUGAAAUAUUCCACAUCAUCCUAAAUCUCAGUCAGAAGCAGAUGUCUGAUGCUGCUGUGGCUCAGGAAAUCCGCAGUCUCUAUGAGAUAAAGGUAGAGACCCAGGUGAUGUGUUCAAAGUGCAAAUUCAUUCACGGAGUGCCCAGCUCUCUCUUCAGCCUUCCUUUGGCAAUCUGUGAAAGAGAAAACACCCUGGAAAGCUGCAUCAAGUCUUUUUUCAAGCUACAAAAGCUGCCGGACAGCGAGAAGUUUUACUGUGACCGGUGUGAUGAAAAGCAGCCGUCCACUCAUGAAGUGAAACUUGCCUCAUUGCCUCCGAUUCUGUGUGUCCACUUGAAAAGAUUCAGAAACAAUGAUGGUUUCACCAGGAAACUCUUCAACAAAGUCACCUUUCCUGAAAAAUUCAGCACUGGCCUUUUUGCUGCAGGACAAUCAGAAAAUGCUGAUUGUCUCAAGGCUGAUGAGGGUUACAGUCUCUGUGCAGUAGUAGUGCACAUAGGAACUGCCAUGUUUGGUCACUGCACAGCUUUCAUCAGAUCAAAUCAGGACGAGAUGUGGUAUUAUGCUGAUGACAGCCACGUGCGACAAGCCACAUGGGCAGAAGUGCAGGACACAUAUGGAGGGUCCCAUUGGUAUGGAGACACAGCCUACUUGCUUCUGUACAGGAAGAAGAGCUGGAAUUCAUCUGGAUAACUGUUGGGAACACUGACUGCAGCACUCGAUAAACACUAUAUGAAUUAAUGCAGAGAAUAUUUCAAGAUUAGGACCAACGUCUAUUUAUAUUUUGGGUGUAAGUAUGAAGAAAGGUGUUAAAGAAUGUAAAUCAGUAUAUUUUCAUGUUGAUUGGGGUUUAUAUAGGACUGUAUUUUAUGUAGGAUUAUCCUAUUUU
Sinocyclocheilus grahami is the source of this 1047-nucleotide messenger RNA. RefSeq names its product ubiquitin specific peptidase 18 (gene usp18). Lineage: Eukaryota; Metazoa; Chordata; Actinopteri; Cypriniformes; Cyprinidae. Gene Ontology annotation, molecular function: cysteine-type deubiquitinase activity. The transcript has 8 exons. Gene Ontology annotation, cellular component: cytosol; nucleus. Gene Ontology annotation, biological process: protein deubiquitination. The coding region runs from base 69 to 851 and encodes 260 amino acids. The record is from RefSeq and is a predicted model, not a curated record.